Molecule: messenger RNA, 3394 nt
Organism: Balearica regulorum gibbericeps (East African grey crowned-crane)
Lineage: Eukaryota; Metazoa; Chordata; Aves; Gruiformes; Gruidae
Source: RefSeq, a predicted model, not a curated record
GCUGCCACCUCGCUCUCUCCUCUGAAGUCCCCUCCGCAGCUCGAGCGCGAGAUGGUCUCCUCUCCAGAGUGCAGCGAGAUGCCUCUCGAUCUCUCCUCCAAGUCCAAUCGUCAGAAACUGCCUCCGCCCAGUCAACGCAAAACACCUCCUAUGCCCAUCCUCACACCCGUGCACACCAGCGGCAAAGCGCUUCUCACCACCGUCCUGUCCAAGUCCCAGCGCGCGGCCCAGACUACGGGCAGCAACGUCACCUCGUGUCUCGGCACCACCCCUCCCUUGGUCAUCUUCCCUGAGUUCCUGCGCAACGGUGAGCAGGGGUCCUGGGUGAAGAACACCACGCUCAUCAGCACCAUUCCGGGCACCUACGUCGGCGUCGCCAACCCGGUGCCUGCCUCGCUGCUGCUCAGCAAGGACCCCGGUGUGAGCUUCAGCAGGGACCCGCGCCACCUUCCCAAGCAGGAGCCUAUUUCCAUCAUCGAUCAGGGAGAGCCUCGCAGCGCUGGUGUUCCCUGUGGGAAGAAAGCCAACCAGGUCAGCACAGAAGGACAGCAGGAUCCUGCCAGGAGACUUCUUCAUGGCAGAGUUGCUCCGGGAGCUCCUUUGUGUCAGUCCAAGGACAUCUCCACCUGGAAUCCCGGCCAGGGAAGUGUAUACCCGCGAUGCCCCGUGAACGGAAAACCUUCCAAUCCUCAGCUUCUGCCUCUCGGCUGGUCUCCUUAUCAUCAAACCCCCCUGCUUUCAAUUGGCAUCUCCACGACAGGACAGCUGCCCCCCAACCAGAACAGCUCCUGCAAGCCAGCUGGUGCAGGUGAGCUCCCGACGUUCCCAAGCGUGCAGCCCACAGAGUCCAGCGCGGCCGCCCAGAGCCUGCCUGAGGGGCUGCCCAGGCUCCCACCUCAGGAACGGGAAGCUGCAGCCAAGAACAAGAGCUGCCGAGCCUUGCCCAAGCUCUACGAGGAGCCGGCCAAUCCAGCCCCGCUGGAUGCAGGUCCAUCGCUUCAGACCAGUGCUUUGGAUGUGCAAGGUGGGAAGGGGAAGCUGGACAACCCUCACAAGAGUCAAGAGAGCGAUCAACCAGAGGCUGACUCCAGCAAGGAGGACAAUGUACAAACUGAGGCUCCCCAGGGGAGCUGUAGCCUCAAACAGUUGGAUGCAAAGCCUAAAAACCAAGUGUUAGCGGCAUAUUUGUCGCAUGAUCUGCCCGCGGCUGGGCAGCAGAGCCUGCGAAUGAUUUCAGAGGUGCCCACUCUGCCCGCGGAGAGUCAACGCAAGGAGCUGGGCUGCGAAGGCUCCCAGGAGCCACCAGCUGCAGAGCCCCUCCAGUGCGUGCGUCAGGUGGAUCUGUGCAGGGUCAAGAAGGAGCGAGUGGAGUGCGACAUGUCGUUUACUUCUGUGACUUGCCUGCGAGCUGGGACUGCUUCCCAGGCCUUUGCCGAGGUCAAGCUCAAAGGAGCAGGCCAAAUCAAGCAAGAGGGCAGCGUGCGCUGCAAGUCCAAGCGGCAGCAUGAUGGGGACGCCCGGCAGGCCCACAAGAGACUGAAGUGCCAAGCCCAGGACGGCGAGGAGUCCCCAGGCAAAUCGGGGAGCCGGAGUGUGCAUGGCCGGAAGUGGCGAAAACACCAUGACAAUCCGCAUGAACUCAGCAAGCGAGAAGGCCGAUCCAGCCUGGGAUCAGUGAAGGAUCACAACAGCCUCAGGGUAAAGCGUAAGCGCAGGAGGCCGGUGAAGACAGAGUUCCCAUCUCCGGCGCACCGUGGGGAUAGCCAUGAGGAAGGUUACCUUGAGAAGAAGCCCAAGAACAACUUUCGGGAUUUCAUUCCGGUGGUGCUGAGCAGCCGGACGCGCAGUCAGUCGGGAAGCAUCGCCGGCUCUUCUGCUAGUGUGACGGGAGAGUGCGAUGAGGAGGAGGAGGAGGAGGAGACAUCCCUGAAACGUCGCAAGCUGCGAAAAUCCCACAGGACGUCACGCUAUCACAGUCGCAGGGCCAGGGACAGGUCUCUGUCCGAGAGGAGCAGCUGUUACACGAGGAGGACCCGGGAGCUGCCCUGGAGAGUGGAAUCACCCAGGCAGCUGUGGGAGCCCAAUGAGGAGGAGGAAGAUGACAGCCACAUCAAAAGGAAGAAAAGGAGACGACAGAAAAGUCGGAAAUACCAGACAGGGGAAUAUUUGACGGAGCGAGAGGAGGAGCGAGUGGGCUACCCCCACAGGAGGCGAAAAUCCAAAGCAGAUUUUAGGUAUCGGAAGCAGAAGGAGUCUGUGAAGGGUAAAGGCACAGAGCUACGACUGAGGAGCAGACUUUCCCCAUCCCCCCGAAAAUCUCAAGGACGCCCAGACUUUCGGAAUGGCUUCUUCCUGGAGCACUCGGACAGCUCUCCCGUCCAAGAAGAGCUGGAGAAACCAUCAGGAAAACGCAAAUGUAAAACCAAACACUUGGCAGGGAUCUGUGACGAGGGGAAGGGGAAAGGCUGCUGGACCCAGCCCAAAAUGCACUCUCUGAAGAAGCCCCAGGACUUGUGGACGCUUUGUAAGUCCCGUCGGGUCAGCCCAGGGAGUUCUCCUGAAUUGCCUGUGGCCCAGGACAUUCCUCCUGGAGCUCGGCGGCUGAUUGUGAACAAAAAUGCAGGAGAGACCCUUCUGCAGCGAGCAGCUCGCCUGGGCUACAAGGACGUAGUGCUGUAUUGCCUGCAGAAAAAGAGCAGUGACGUGAACCAUCGGGACAACGCUGGCUACACAGCUCUGCACGAAGCCUGUGCGAGAGGAUGGAUCGACAUCCUCCACAUUCUGCUAGAGCACGGCGCCAACGUGAACUGCAGUGCGCAGGAUGGCACAAGGCCUGUCCAUGAUGCAGUAGCAAAUGAUAACCUGGAAACCAUGUGGCUUCUACUCUCCUAUGGUGCUGAUCCCACUCUGGCCACUUACUCUGGGCAGACAGCUGUGAAGCUUGCCACCAGCGACGUGAUGAAGCGCUUCCUCAGCGAUUACCUUUCGGAUCUCCAGGGGCGCACUGAUGGAGAUCCUCGAACAGCAUGGGACUUCUACAGCAGCUCUGUACUAGAGGGGAAAGAUACCAUUGGAUGCGAUCUUCUGCUCAACCCUCCAGGAAGUUCAGACCAGGAGGAAGAAGAGCAAGAAGCAGACAACUUCAUGUUUGAGUUCUCAGACAAGCCCCUGCUGCCCAGCUAUAACCUCCAAGUGUCAGUCUCUCGGGGGCCCUGCAACUGGUUCCUCUUCUCCGACGUGCUCAAGCGGCUGAAGCUGUCCUCCCGCAUAUUCCAGGCCCGCUUCCCGCACUUCGAGAUUGCCACGCUGCCCAAGGCGGAGUUCCAGCGCCAGGUCUCUCUCAGCCAGGUGCUGGUGCAGGAGGAGGUGCAGGAGAGCCCCGAGCCAGCGCAGG